Messenger RNA from Lasiodiplodia theobromae, 1080 nucleotides. RefSeq lists its product as uncharacterized. The coding region runs from base 1 to 1080 and encodes 359 amino acids. The transcript has a single exon. The record is from RefSeq and is a predicted model, not a curated record. NCBI's taxonomy places the organism in Eukaryota, Fungi, Ascomycota, Dothideomycetes, Botryosphaeriales, Botryosphaeriaceae.
AUGUCCAGCAACAUCCAGCGACGCCGAUCCAUAGAGCCGGGCGUCGCCUUCGCCUGGCCGCAGCCUGACAAGAGUGCACCCUCGUCCCCGUCACGCGAUUGCGCCGAGCGACGAGCAUGCAGUCACCACCACCAGCCUGCUGCCGACGCCGGCCACCUCCAGGACGAGCGGCCCGCCCAAGGUCCGCUGUCGUCGCUCAACCUCAAGAGCGACUAUGUCGUGCCGCCCAUGAGCAGCGUCUCGGUCGACCCACCCAUUCCCGCCGAGACGGACUCGCGCUCUGCCCAGGACCAGCAUCCCAUGAGGACUAACCUGCCCUUGCUGUCCCAACCUCUGCUUUCCCUCGAAGCUUUCCACGCCGCUCCCGCCCACCACCGCCUGCAGGCGUUGGCAGCCCCCGGUCACGCGAUCUGCACUGAGUCUGGGACCAUCGCCGACGACCACUUUGGAAGCAGCACCCCCAGCCUGACUGACGCUUCGGGCGGCCCAACCCUCCUGACGCUGCCGCCCGAAAUCCGCCGCAUGAUCUACCAGCACAUCCCCUACAUCACCAAUCGACAGCCGCUCAUCUACUGCCUGUCCAUCUUCAAGGACAGGAAGCAGCAUCCGCUCGCCGCCAUCUGCCGGCUCAUCCGGUCCGAGACGCUCGAGCUCUACUACAGCUCCAACACCUGGCUGAUCAAGCUGGAGUAUCGAGACUUUUAUGACUCGUUCGUCUCCUGGAUCUCCUCUCUGGACGACGCGUCGGCCAACGCGCUGCGCCUGCUCCGCGUGAGCGUCCGUGGCUCCAUGUUCGCGAAGCCAAUGAUCUACGGCCCGGAUGGCUACCUUGUUGAAAACACCGACAAAGGUGCCUACGGCUACGCCACCUUCGCCAUUGAUUUGAGCGAAAAGCUCAAGUUCGGAAAGGUCGAGGUUCUUGCGUGCGAUGGGCCCAAGUCCGCAGCCUUGGAGGCUAAGGUAGCUUUGGAGGGCAUCACCAAGGACCUAUGGGAAAAGAAAGGAUGCGGCCAACUGCGCGGUUCCGACAUCAAACUUGCCAUGGAUACGUUUUUGAGCUUCACCGGCUGGUGGCUCUAA